Messenger RNA from Candidozyma auris, 768 nucleotides. RefSeq lists its product as uncharacterized. Gene Ontology annotation, cellular component: cytoplasm. The transcript has a single exon. Bases 1 to 768 code for a protein of 255 amino acids. The record is from RefSeq and is a predicted model, not a curated record. Lineage: Eukaryota; Fungi; Ascomycota; Pichiomycetes; Serinales; Metschnikowiaceae. Gene Ontology annotation, biological process: signal transduction.
AUGCCCGCCUCCCGUGAAGACUCCGUCUACCUUGCCAAGUUGGCCGAACAAGCCGAACGUUACGAGGAGAUGGUUGAAAACAUGAAGGCUGUCGCUUCUUCUGGCCAGGAAUUGUCUGUCGAGGAGCGUAACCUUUUGUCGGUUGCCUAUAAGAAUGUCAUUGGCGCUCGCCGUGCUUCGUGGAGAAUUGUUUCCUCUAUCGAACAAAAGGAGGAGGUCAAGGGUAACGAGCAGCAGGUUUCCUUGAUCAGAGAGUACCGUUCCAAGAUUGAGGCGGAAUUGACCAAGAUUUGCGAGGACAUCUUGUCCGUCUUGUCCGACCACUUGAUCUCGUCUGCCCAGACUGGUGAGUCCAAGGUGUUCUACUACAAGAUGAAGGGUGACUACCACCGUUACUUGGCCGAGUUUGCCGUUGCCGAGAAGAGAAAAGAGGCUGCCGACUUGUCGUUGGAGUCCUACAAGUCUGCUUCUGAUGUUGCCGUUACCGAGUUGCCACCAACUCACCCAAUCAGAUUGGGAUUAGCAUUGAACUUCUCUGUUUUCUACUACGAGAUUUUGAACUCUCCCGACAGAGCAUGCCAUUUGGCCAAGCAGGCUUUUGAUGAUGCCGUUGCCGACUUGGAGACUCUUUCUGAAGACUCUUACAAGGACUCCACUUUGAUCAUGCAGUUGUUGAGAGAUAACUUGACCUUGUGGACCGACUUGUCAGAGGCUCCAGCACAGCAGGAGGAACAACAGCCAGCAGAGACAAAGGCUGAAGAAGAGUAG